UUGUGACAGAUUCCGAAGCCCUCUUUUCAGGCUUCACUCCAAUCGGAACAGUUCACUUCUCCAUAGCCUUGAAAUAUUUCACAGUAUUACAGCUGUUAGACAGGGCAAGCAUGAUUCUUCUUACUGUGCUUUUCCCGUGCAUCAUUUCCACCUACUCAGCAUCUGUGAAAGGUAAGUUACUUAUUUAGAUAAUAUUUUGUUAUUUCCUUUGGUAAUUUUGAUGAAAAAGGGGGCAGUAAAGGGUGCCAAUCUGAGACUUUUUGUUUUUAGAUCAUAUUAAAUUUGCAUUAUGCUUAGAUCACCCAACUGUGGCUCGUGAGCCAUGUCAAGAGCAGCUUUUCUGUAGUUUGAAAAAGAAAGUGCCAAAGGCAUUUAUAUUAUCAGUGUAUUUGUCCCUCUCCGGUGGAGUCUGGAUCUGGGCUUCAAUUCUGUAGCCAUUAACAGGGAUCUAUAUGGAAAUGGUGUUAGGAAAGUGGCGCUGCCAUUGUAACCCCACUAACCUGAGAGUAAACCUGACUGAAUGCACUAUGAAUCCCUACUGAAUAGACAUGGUUAGGAUUGCAAUGUGCUUUUAUUAAUUUAGUCUGCAAUGUUAUACCCACUUACUUGUUAGGAGUGAGUCCCACUGAACCCAAUGGAGUUUAUUUCUGAAUGUAUAGGAAUGUAUUGUUCACCACAGUUCUUGAAUAACUGUGUAUAAUAGUUAUUAUAGUAAUAGAAAUAAUAGUUAUUAGCUGAAUAAAUAUUUAACACCCCCCCAAAAAAGCCAGUAUAAAAUUAAGCUGUUACAUAUCUUCGUAAAAAUAGUCUUCUUACAAAGAUUGGAGAUAAUACUCUGACACUAGACCAGAUGUUGCUUUUUAUGACUUCCAAAAGAUUAUUAUUAUGCUCAUGAUUAUGAAUUCAUCUGAAUCACUUUAUGGGAUUCAUAUCAAGAGUGCUCACCAUGUUUGUAUUGUCAAUCUGCCUUUGAAUAACAUUUAAGAAAAGAAAAGAAGACUCCAGUCCAUUUGGGCUUUGAAUCUGGCAGAGUUCUGAGGAUGGACUAUUCAAGAUUCACCUCUAAUUGUGUACUAUAACAAACCCCACCUGUCUUCUUCAGCUCUUCCAUGCUGCUGAAAAUCCUGAAGUAUCCUUUCAUAACAGUGAUGUGUAGGCAGUCUGCUGGCCCUUGCAAAUGGCAGGCUAAAUUGAUGGGAGUGCACUCAGGAUGACAGCUAUGUGAUAUGACACCUUUCUGUGACGUAGAGGAGGAUGAAACUCCACUUUUCCAAUGUCUAGGUAAACUCUAGGUCCAUAAGUGAAAUGAAAAAGUGGCUUGCUACCUUCUUACACAUGAGGUCAGCCAGGCCAUCCGUCUACAUAAAUACAAUGUGCACAGCUACAUAGCACAAGGACCAGAGUAAGAACUUCUAUGAGCUUUUACAGCCAGAAUGUCCCCUAGACUUUGAGACUAGAGAUCAGAACAUGAGUUGCAAUCAGUCCUCAAAGAGGAUUAGGAAGAUAUGCUGACUAGGUUCAAUUCUCAGGACAAAAUGGCUUUCGGUUUUCCAUGAAUGGUCGUUUAGUACAGAACGUUUAACGAUAAAAGAUGGGAGGAAAGAUAAUUAAUUUUGAUACUUUGUGUGAGGAUUUUUCUAGUCACCAUUUUGGUUCCAGGAAUUCUCAAAGGCCCAUGGGAUCUCUUCAGAAACCAUUUGGUGGAUCCCUUAGCCCAUGGGCACCUGUGUCAUAACCUGAUCCUGCCCCUAUUCAUACAGUUUCUGUAGUGUAGUGUCCCUGUCUAGCCUUCUGCUAUCUUUCUCGGUUCACCACUGGGAUUCGCAGUCCUAGACCCUUUCUACAUUCUUACUUUUGCCUCCACUUCUCCCCUGAGAUAAAGCUCUCCUUAUUCCCCCCUCCUCCUUUCUGCUUGUCUUUCUCAGUCCGUUCUCUUCAUUCUCCUUGUUUCCUUCUAGACCCCCCAGGCUCCCACUCCAGCUGCCUGGGGCCUUGUUUUGCAGUGUCUGCAGCCUCUGUUUUAUGAGACUUCUUCCUCCCCAUUUCUAAGCCUGUUCUGGUCAGCUUCUGGUCAGCCAAGCAGAUACUGUCACACUGUUGACUCUCAACACUUUGCUUUUACAAGGCUGCUUUCCGCUUGCUGCACAGAGAGAAGGUUGUUCACCCUGUUCUACAUGGGGUCGCACUGCUUGAAGGCUGACAUUCACAAAUCUUAGGGUGCUUAUUGACCCAACGUUGUCAUUAGAAGUUCACAUGACCUCUGUGGCUCAAAGUGUCUUUUAUCAGCUUUGGCUGAUAAAGGUCACUAGCUAUGACCAUAACUGAAUGGAGAUAGCUUGGCCACAAUUACCCAUGCUCUGGGAACCUCUCUUCUAGACUCUUGCAAUAUCACCCCCAAUCUCCACAACAGUGCAAUAUUCCCGAGAGAUCCAGGCUCUUGUCUGGGGUCUGUGUUUCAUUUUGGACAAUGAGGCAUAGCAGAGACUGUGGUGUCUUUUAGGACUGGGCGAUUUAUCGAUAUAUUGUCCAAAAGCAGUUUGAAGUCCAUAUUGUGAUAUCGGUUUCAUAGUUUUUGACCUGGCAAUAUAUUGCAAAUCAUGAUGUGUGUUAGGGCUGGGCAAUAUAUUUUCCAAAACCAGUUUCAAGUCCAUAUCAUGAUUUCGGUUUCAUAAUUUUUGACCUGGCAAUAUACUGUGAAUCAUGGCGUGUGUGUUGGGGGAGGGAUUGCUAUGCAAAAAUCACAAUGUGGGAAAACCGUGAAGCCAGUCAAUGCCUCAACAUAACUCCAUCGUUAUUUCAGACAUUGUGUGAUAUAUUGGUAUAUCGUGGUGUUUAGCUGGUGAUAUAUUGCCCAGAUAUUGCCCAGCCGUAGUGUCUUUAUGAUAUAUGGUUUAUUUACACGUAUGCACAACCUGAGCCUAGGAUAGGGGGGUGCACAGCAUUGCAUUCCAAAAGGGUCUUGCUUCUAUCAUAGGCACAGUCCUGGGUUCAAACAGGCAUGAGACAUCCUGCCUGUUGCCCCACAGCUUGCCUUGCUUUCCCACUCACAUAAAUCCUAACUUUUCAGUAGGCAGCUGCCUAGAUUGCAUUGCUGCUUACUGAUUCAUAAACCUUUUCCCUUAGAGCACACCAGGCAUACAAUACAGCAAUCCUGAAAUUGUACUACUUUCCUUUGUUCUUCUACGGAACCUUAAGCUCAGGGAGGGACUUCACCCAUCUUUCUGGCUGGCACAGAAUCAGCUUUGUUAAGCACCCAUCUCCCUGCACCCUUUGUUUGCUUAACCAUUAUCAGGCUGGCCUGGACAUGGGAAGCUGAGCCCAGCUAUUAAGGGUCUGGCUUCCAGUUUAGCUCUCUAAGCAUUGAUUAAAUUCUAGCACUUACUAAAUCCAGUCAGCCAGAAACUCUAGCUCUCAAAACCCCAUAACAGUGUUAUACACAGGGCUCCCUAUGUUUAACAGACUUUAUGAAAACAGGCUUCUCUCAUGAAUAGUGAGCAGUGGAAAGAACUGAAAAGGUCAUGGUUGUGCAUUGCUGCUUCUCUAUUUCACAUUAAGCACCAAAAAUAACCAGCUUUCUUUAAAUAUUUCUGACGUAUAACAGGGUUUAAUGUAUCUCUUCCUCUAAGAAAAGAUUCUGUCAGUUGCUGCCACAAGGCUCCUCCAUAAGCAUGUUUAUUUAGAAGCAAAUCCCAAGUUGAAGAGACAGAAAGUACUGUGCACAAGCUUUAUAUAGUUUACACAAACUUUAUGUAGUUAAGUGUAUUUAUAAAAAGGUCCCAUUGGAGCAAUGUGUGAGACAGCCAUACUCCCGUGUAUAAUCAACUAAGGACUGGAGUGGUUUGGUAACACUUCUUUCAUUUAAAAAAUGAAUGUUGUGCUGGUGGCCAAGACAGUGGUCCUCAUCCGCGUUACGUAAUGCCUCAUCAUGUUCUUUGUUUCUCUUGCUUCAACCACAAACAGAGCUCAAGCACCUAUUCCUGCCAGGCAAAAGCACCCAAAAAUAGUGCAAAGCAGGAACAAUAAGGGAGAAUGUAAUCUCUCAUACCUGCAUGCUGCUUCUGUGGACAGCUAUAAUACUGCUCAAGUAUAGUGGAUUUUGGUGGUGUCAUAGGCGCCUCUACCCUAUGAGCCAAUUUGAUUCCCUCCCUCCCUCUCUUUCUUUUUUCUUUUCCUUCUCCUCCUGCGAUGAGGCUACAUUUUAAUAUUUUAAUGUUCCAUUAUUUUAAUGUUGUAUUUUAUUUUUGUUUUUAAGUUGUAAUCAUUCAUCUUGUUUUUAUUAUUGCUUGUAAGCCGCUCUGAGCCCGGCCUUGGCUGGGGAGGGCGGGGUAUAAAUAAAUAAUAAUAAUAAUAAUUAUUAUUAUUAUUAUUACCCACACCUGUGACAAGCCCCAUCGGGCAUUCUUGCAGCCUGCUGCAGGUGUGGGAAAGCAUGGCAAGGCUUGCUGCAGCGAGGCCAGGACACACAAGGUUGGGAGGGGCGCUUAGUAGUUUCCCAAUUUGGGGGAGGGAGCCUAAGGUCCCCUCAGCCACAGGGAGUUGGCACCUAUGGGUGGUGUGGUCAGAUGAGGGCUGCCAUCUUAAACCUUCCUUCAUCUAGGUAAGUGCUUCACGAAAUUCCAUGCUUAAAAAAAUCCCUGAAUUGCAACAAGUGACGCUGAAGCCCAUCAGAAGGGAUUUUUCUUUCUGUUUUUUCUAAAUCCCACUACAGUGGUACCUUGGGUUACAGACACUUCAGGUUACAGAUGCUUCAGGUUACAGACUCCGCUAACCCAGAAAUAGUACCUCGGGUUAAGAACUUUGCUUCAGGAUGAGAACAGAAAUCGCAUGGUGGCAGCGGGAGGCCCCAUUAGUGAAAGUGGUACCUCAGGUUAAGAACAGUUUCAGGUUAAGAACGGACCUCCAGAAUGAAUUAAGUUCUUAACCCGAGGUACCACUGUAGUUCCUUUCAGCCUGAAAGGUUCUACACUUAGGCAGGAAUAACCAGCUGCACCAAUAUAAGGUGGGGGACACUUGGCUUACCAGCAAUACAUGAUUAAAAGGAUCUAGGAGGCUUAGUAGACCACAACAUGAGUCAACAAUGUGAUGCUGCAGCAAAAAAGAGCUAAUACUGUUCCAGGCUGCAUCAAUAGAAGUCUAGUCUCUAGAUCAAGUUCCACUCUAUUCUUCCUUGGUCAGACCACACCUGGGAUACUGUGUCCAGUUCUAGGUGCCACAGUUUAAGAAGGAUACUGACAAAGCUGGAACAUGUGCAGAAGAUAGUGACCAAGAUGAUAAAGGGUCUGGAAAGCAAGCCUUAUGAGGAAUGGUUGAGGGAGCUUGGUAUGUUUAGCCUGGAAAAGAAGAGACUAAGAGAAGAUGUGACAGCCAUGUUCAUAUAUCUGAAGGGCUGUCACAUGGAGCAAGGUUUUUUUCUCCCACUCUGGAGGGUAGGACAUGAACCAGUGGCUUCAAGUUACGAAAAAGGAGAUUCCAACUAAACAUUCGAAAAAAACUUUCUGACACUAAGAGCUGUUCGACAGUGGAACAGACUCCUUUGGGAGGUUUUGCACUCUCCCUCCUUGGAGGUUUAUAAGCAGAGGUUGGAUGGCCAUCUGUUAUGUAUGCUUUCGUUGAGUAGCAAACCUAGUCAUUCCCAAACAACUAUGAUGACAGAAUACAUUGUCUGCAUCCCUUAAGAACAAAGCAAGCUGUCUUUUACUGAAGCCAAGCCAUUGGUCCAUCAAGCUCAAUGUUUCGUACACCAGGAAUGGUCAACCUUUUCAGACCUAGGACUCACUUUUAAGCCAAACAUGCAUUUGGAGACCCAAUUCUUAAUCUGUUAGUUGCAUCUAUUUACAUAGUUGCUGUGCUCCUGUUGUGACCCACCUUCCCAGGUAUUGAACCUGGGAACUUCUGCAUGCAAAGCAAGCUCUCUGCCACUGAGCUACAGCCCUUACCAGGGCGGGAUUUAGGUUUGAUGAGGCCCUAAGCUACUGAAGGUAAUGGGGCCCUUUAUAUGUCUAGCUGUACUUUGUCAACAACAAAUUGUCACUGAUUUUUGUGUUGAAUAUUUGCUAUAUGGUAAUUGGUGGACCUAUUAGGUAUCUAAAGCCACUUGCACAUAACAAAUAGGAGCCUACACAACACAAAACACUGUUGCUGUAUGCAGGUUUUAUUUUAUUUGCUUUUUAUCUUAUAUUUUGGAAAUGUACAUCCAGGUGGUUUUUUCCUUUAAAUUUUUUUGGGGCCCCCAAGAGAGUGGGGCCCUAAGCUAUAGUUUAUAUAGCUUAUACGUAAAUCCGGCACUGGCCCUUCCCUUUGUCCACAUUAGCUGUCUCUUUGCUCUGCUGCAAUCUUCAGUUAGAAGCAGUUGCACUGAACUCAGGUCACAGAGAGCAACCUCUUCCUGUGUGUUGCCUAGGCAACCAGACAAAGCAAGAUGCUAGCUUUCACAUAACUCUGUCCUUAACACCCAGUGUGCUCAGGCAAGCACUCUCUUCUUUUUUGCUGAAAAGAACCAGACAGAUAGUGAAGACUUCUCUAAACAAAGAAUAAUUAGGUUUGAUAAAUUCUAUGCAGGUGGCGCUGCGGGUUAAACCACAGAGCCUAGGGCUUGCCGAUCAAAAGGUCGGCAGUUCAAAUCCCCGCGACGGGGUGAGCUCCCAUUGCUUGAUCCCUGCUCCUGCCAACUUAGCAGUUUGAAAGCACGUCAAAGUGCAAUUAGAUAAAUAGGUAAACCAGCGGGAAGGUAAACGGCGUUUCCAUGUGCUGCUCUGGUUCACCAGAAGCAGCUUAGUCAUGCUGGCCACAUGACCCGGAAGCUGUACCCCGGCUCCCUUGGCCAAUAAAGCGAGAUGAGGGCCGCAACCCCAGAGUCAUCCACGACUGGACCUAAUGGUCAGGGGUCCCCUUACCUUUACCUUUACUUGAGUAGAAACACUGGCCUCCCCAAUCCUCACAUACAGGCAAACCAUGUUUUUGCUGGGUUAAUUUUCUUGCACAUUGAGGUUGCUUGUUUGCCCUCUCCCUUGAGUUCUGAGAAGGGCUUUGAAAUAUUUCUGCUACCCCUACACCCAAGGAAUCAAGGGCACCAGGCAUAUUCUGCCCAGUUCCAAGUCUUCUUAGGGUGGGAUCACAAUGUCUUUAUCCUGAAUCACCUGCCCCAUAAACUAGAAAAGUAUCAGCUUUAAUUGUUGAAUCAAACACAUAUUCCUGGUAACCUAAGAAAUCUUCCAGUAGGAGGCCUUAGGAGGUUAUCAAGAAGAUGGCAAUCUGAAUAAUCUGAUGGUUAGUGUCAGAACUGGGCCAAGAUUAACCUUUCUUUUUAUUUUGUAUUUAUAUUUAUUAAAUUUGUAUAGCACUCUUCAUCUGGUUCACACAUUAAAAAUAUAAGAUAAAAACAACAAAACAAAACCAUAAUAAAAUUAAGAACCCCACCCCCAACCAAUAAACCUUCCUCCAAACCCCCAUAUUUCUUCAGGAAAUCCGGUUUCAUCUGCUUGGAAAUAUUCCAUCAGAUUAUAAAUAUGCAUUGCUCGCUACACAUUAAUAUUAUUUUCUAAUAAAGCUGCUUUUUUGAUUCGCUGAGAUUACAGCAAAUUAUGAGUUGUUACCAAGCAAUGCAUUUUAAUAGUAUUUUCUAAUAAAUAGCUUGCUGCUUUUUUUAUCUUUUUAGAAAAAAAAUUCUAAAUUUACAAGAGCCAGUGCAAGCUUACGAUCUAACCCAAGCCAGCUAGUGGUUAGCACAUGUUGUGCAUGCCGAGAGUACUAAUAUAAGGCACAGGCCCUGACAGCUGUCCCAAUUCAGGCAGCAUAACUUUGUGUAUUAUACGACAGUAUCAUGAUUUAAUUAUAGACAGCCGUAAUGGCAGACACUAGGGUUGCAAGUCAAGCUGUAUAUCUACCCACUCCUUCCUGCAAGAACCCAGAGGCACACUUGACCCUAAGUCAGUAUAUCAAAUACUGUACUAAAGUCCAGGUCUGGCACUAUUUAAGGAGAUGGGAACCCAAAGGGCAUAUGAUUGCCCUUCUGCAAAUAUAUCAGAAGGGGGGCAACAAAAUCAAAAGGGAAAGCAGCUUGGGUUAAGUAAGUUCUUUUGAAUGUUAAGAAUGGAUGGCUACGAAGAGGACAUUUGCACACUGACUUUUAAUUGUGCAUUAAAACUGGGAACCAUUUUGGAAGACCAAAUUUCCACGUGUUUCGAGGGAAAACUGGAAGGCAGCACUUCUGAGAGAAAUUACUAAUGUGAAAUACUAAUCCUAGAAUUGCAAACCCUCUGACAUUUUUCUGAUGAAAAUAGGGAUGUCCUAUAUUAUUAUUAUUAUUAUUUUGCUGUUUAUACACCACCCAUCUGAUUGGGUUGCCCCAGCCACUCUGAGCGGCUUCCAACAUAUAUAGAAACAUAACAAAACAUUAAACAUUAAACAACUUCCCUAUACAGGGCUGCCUUCAGAUGGGUCGGGGCUCAGAGAACUCCAUACCCUCCAACAUUUCUCCGAUGAAAAUAGGGAUGUCCUAAGGAAAAGGGGUACAUUCUAGGAUCAAUUCCAAAACUGGGACAGCUUCUGUAAAUCCGGGACUCUCCCUAGAAAACAGGGACAUUUGGAGGGUCUGGAAUUAUAGAAUUGGAAAGGACCCGGAAGACCAACUUGUCCAAUCCCCUGCCAUGCAGGGAUAUGCAGCUGUCUCGUACGGGGAUCGAACCUGCAACCUUGGCAAUAUCAGCACCACACUCAAACCAACUAAGGUUGCCUGGCUGGCAAACCAGAGAGUCCGUCUGACUUUUAAGUUUUCUGCUGCGCUGGGAGAAGAAGCCAAUGUGGUGGUGUCAGUAAUAAGAGAAGCUGCUGAUACAGUGACUCAUGGUGGGCCCUGCUGGCCAGUCAACAGCUGUGUGCUUGUACAUUGCUGCCUCAGCUCCCCCACCCCUGCCCCAUGGCCAUCUCUUGAAGUCUUCUGCUGUAAAGGUGGCUGGGGGCUUCCCCACCCAGUAGCCAAAAACUACCCCCCACUCCACCUUUAGCGGGGGACUUGGAAGGUAAAACGUUCUCCAAGUUGCCAGACUAAUAAUAAGGGAGUGUUUUUGAGCACUCAAAGAGUCUUGUAUCUUCAUCUAGCACUCUGGACUUAGGGACAGGCAUGUCCAGGCUUGUGGAGGGCAUGACUCAGAGAGAGGCAGGCUGGUGCGUCAUCUCUCAUUUUUAAGCAAAGCUUUAGGGAGAAGAGCAUGAGACAGGCAGUUUGGAUUUAUGUUGGUCACUGACCCUGUGCUUUCCACUUUUCUUUCCCCACCCUCACAGGCCACAAUACUGGUCCACGAAUAAACAAUGACAAGUUAUAUAAGUUCACCUACUCCACAGAUGUGCUUCUAGACAGGGUGAAAGGCUCAUCCCUGGAGAGCGCGGGCUACCGAAUUUCAUGUGGCGUGGAUGUCAACUUAGUAUGGAGAAAUCCUGAUAAUGAUGACGAUCAGCUGAUUAAAAUUGCGGUAGGCAAGCAGUGGACGCAAAAGGACGAAUUUAAUGUGUUUUCUGCCAGUUGGUUUAAGUAAGAAAAGUGAACCCCAUGUAUAACGUGGGAGGCAGAGUUAAAAUUGAGUUAAUUUUUUCGCUCGUGUAAACAGUAAAUACAUGCUGCAUUUAAGUAACUUAAGAUACAGUCUUAAGCAUUCAGGGUUGCACUGCUAAGUUUACAUAAAUGGAAGUAUGGCCCAGUAUAUUCAAUAAGUUACUGGUUCCCACCCCAAUCACCGAGGGUCUUAAUAAUGGUGCGCUAGAGGUUGCAUGCUUUUUAAUUGCAUUUUAUUUCUUCUUUUCUUUCUGAUAUAUUUUAUUAUAUUGCAGUUGGGAUUCCAUAGACUGUAGUACAGUAAAAUACAACAUAAGAGAAAAAAAGAAGCAAUGGAACACAAUUAAAAACCAGUUUGAAUAUUUUAUGCAAUAGAUGUGCCGUCUCCCAUCUUCAACCACAAAUAGACAGGCACACCAUGGACCGCUGGUGGUCUGUGAAUCACAGUUUGGAUACCCCGGCUUACGCUUCCAGUAGGCAGAGUCAGGUGGCUGCCAUAGACAGGAGAUGGUGGGGGUGGAGGGCAGAGAAUGAUGGCAGGGUAUUGGAAUUACUGAGAAUUACCACCCUUAGUCUGCUGCCCUCAGGUAAAGGAUGCUGUUACACUGCCGGUGUUGAAGUAAGAGUCAAUUGCCAGGCUGUUUGGCUGGUAGAAUUGAUGGGGGAGAAAAUCCUGUCCUUUGCCUCAGGCGGUAAAUUGUCUUGGGCCAGACCCAGAUCAACGAGAUAUACUCCCAGAUGAGCACAUUUAACUGUGAUGCCCUUAACACAAGGUACUCUUGGAAUGGAAGUUUGAUGAGACACCCAGAGAUCUUAAUGGGAGAAUUUCCAGUGCCUGAAAUUUCCAGCGCACCAAAGUCAGAUGUGGGGCCACUGGACAUGAUCACACCCUCCCAUUCCAUGUACAGUAUCCACAUGCACAGUAGAAGAUGUGAAAGGGCAUAAAGGGUGUCUUAUUAUAUGGAAGACCACAUGUACACAGUUGUGUGCAGGUACGUCUUUCACAUCUUCUGCUGAAUGUUCAGAGGCUAAGGUGGGGGCUAUAGAAAUAUGAAGGCCAGUCAUGGGGUCACUGGGCACAAUGCUAUUUUCUCCUCCCUAGAGUGCUUUGUAUACCCCUAGAAGGAAGGUAUGAUCCUGUGUAUGGGUCAUAACUUAGAAGUACGCUUUGUGUGAAUAAGACUCCAGGUUCUGUCCCUAGUAUUUCUAAUUAAACAUAUCUCUGGCAAUAUUAGAAUCCAAAAGAUAUCUGAAUAGGCCUUAGUGGGCCUUAUCCAACGUUAGUCAUACUCCUCAUAGACCUAUUGAAAUUAGUGGAUAUGACCAACUUGGCUCCAUUCAUUUCAGUGUGUUUGCACUGAGUAGAAACCAGUUGGAUACAAUUCAAUGUUAGAAGAACAGCCUGUGGCAACAGUAAUAUAAAUUCCACAUAGUACAUUGGAUUACCGCAGAAUAUGCAUACUGAAAGUAAAUUGGAGUGGGUGAGGUGAAAAUCUCAGUAGGUAAUCUUCCCCUGUCAGCAGAGGUGCCAAGCUGCCCCCAAGAUUGAGGGGGCCAGCCUGCGUUGUGUGUGUGUGACAUCAGGCAUGCAGUGCGCAUGUGUUGUUGUGUCGUCUGGAGGAGGUUGAGUGCUCUGGAUGAGCCGGCCACUGAAGCUGUGCCACACUCAGCUCUGUGCUCAGCCUCUUCCACCACUGUGACUGCCUGUCAGGUAAGUGUAGGUGUCUUCAUUCUGCCUUUCCCAUUUGCUUUUUCAGAUUACAGAUGCAAAACUUGAAAACGUGCAUGAGCGUCCAAAAAAGAAAAACAUUUUCGAAGGAAAAAAUACAGCUGCAGUCAUUGGAAAAGAGCACCUGGCAGCUUUAAAAAGGCCUGUAGUUCUGCAGUGGACUCGUGGAAAGGUAAGGAGUGAGAAGACUUUAUUUCACAGUCCCUGUCCAUUCCUUGAACAUAUUUACACAUAAUCUCUUCACUUCUUGAUAUACAGUGGUACCUUGGGUUACAGACGCUUCAGGUUACAGACGCUUCAGGUUACAAACUCCGCUAACCCAGAAAUAGUACAUUGGGUUAAGAACUUUGCUUCAGGAUGAGAACAGAAAUUGUGUGGCGGUGGCGCAGUGGCAAUGACAGGCCCCAUUAGUGAAAGUGGUACCUCAGGUUAAGAACAGUUUCAGGUUAAGAACGGACCUCCAGAACGAAUUGAGUUCUUAACCAGAUGUACCACUGUAUUGUGUUAGGAAAAGUGUAGGCUCCAAGGCUUAUUAGCCAACGCUGUGUCAUAACUUGUGAUGUUGCUUUAAUGAUGGAAGUUGAAUCAAGUGUUAGGCAGCUGCAGCAGCAAGUGGAAAGAUCACAGGUCAGGGGUGAGAUAAGGCAGGGCUUGAGGUGACUCUCCUCCAAUGCUUUUUUUUCUAAAAAAUAAUGUUUAGGCGUACUCUCAUUUUCCUACUCAUAUUGAAAUACAGCCCCUCAAUGAGGCCAAACUUAGAUUCACAAAAUGUUUAGGGGUAUGCGUACCCCCUGCAUCCCCCCAGAAAGAAAACACUGCUUGCCCGCCUCUAUACCUGGUUUUAAGCAGCACAGGAAAAUAGAUUUUUCCCACCUGUAUCACAUAGGAUAUUGCUUCACUAUGAUGACACAAAACACUGCUGUCACAAUGGUGUAAAUCUUUAGCAGUCGGAUGCCCAAAAUAGAUAACAGACUUUCUUGAUGUCAUCGUUUUUAGAGGUAGAAAAGCCCUUUUCUUAAGCACUAGCUAAAGGUGCAAAGUCUUGAUUUAAGUUCAGAUGUAGCAGGACUGUCUGGCAGGUCGAAGUUCACUGUGUUUUCGACACGUCUCCAUGCCGUUGAUUUGGUUACUGUUCAUUUUUGCCUGAUGAGGUUAAAGUACAAGAUAUACGUUAUCUUGAAAUUCUGCUGGGGUAGUAAGAGAGGGAUGACUAUAAAACGUGAGAGCAUUCUAUAUCGUUUCCCCAAGACUAUAGCACUUUUCACACAACUAUUAUAAGGGUUCUAAAGUUAUGGACAGUGGAUGCUGCCUUGCACCAGGUCAGAGUCAUCCGUCUAGCCCAGAAUGUCUACUCUGACCAUCAGCAGCUCUUCAGGGUUCAGACAGAGGCCAUUCCAUCAUCGGAACCUUUUUAGAUUGGAGAUGUCAAAGAUGGUACCUAGGAUUUCCUGUACGCAAAAGUAUGUACUGUGAGAAAACCAAGCAUUUAUUCCCCCAUAUGUACACAACUGUCUAAAGAUUUUUUCAUGUCACAACUGUCUAAAGAUUUUUUCAUGUCAUCAGGCCUGAGUUCUGGAUGACAAUUUUCAGGUGAAAAAAAUAUUCCACGUUGUUGUUUUCCCUCUUCACUCAGGUUAAGAACUUCUACUCCUACGAAAAUGAACCUGCUGUUAUUCAGAAUCUCAAGAGAGGCCUGGCUAGCUUGUUUCAGAUACAGAUGAACUCUGGGACUGUCAAUGAGGUACUGCAUCAUGUUAUGCAAGCUGCACAAUCUCUCAAAUGUUCACUGCUAGUAUGAAAUGUAUUUGACUUUGCACACAAUACAGAAGCAAAUGUGUUAUUGAAUCAAAGAGCUAACUGUAAGGCAGUUAAUAACCUCUGCCUAAGGCCCAGUCACAUCACCCUCGGAAAUGCCACUCAGCAACAUGUGAACAAGUGCAUGGUUGAUGGUUUUAGUUCCUUAAUUUUCGUAUGUGUGUGUGAAGUUUUAAGACCCAUAUGGAUUUUAUUGUACUGGUGUCAAUAUCAUGUCUACAUUGGCCCUGACACUCUGGCCCAGAGGCUUUUAGGUAUUCCAAUGUGAUAACGCCUUUGCCAUUUUUUUUAUUGAUUAUUAUUUAAAUUUUCUAGGUGGAUAUUUCCGGCAAAUGCGAUGUUACUUACCGGGCUCAGGAAAAUGAAAUCACUAAAAUUAAAGCCUUGAAAUCUUGUAAAUUAGAACGGACAGGAUUUACCAGCCACAGUCAGGUAUAGUAUGGAUAAUAUCUUCAACACAUACUGUAGGCAUGCGCAGAAGCACUGAAUCAUGCUUUGUGCAUGUGCAGAAGUGCCAAAUCGUGUGACAUGCGUGCGCAGAUGUGGCGCUGCAGGUUAUGAAUGCUGCAGGUUGCGGACGUUCCUCUGUCACGGAUUACGUUCGCAACCCGAGAUUCCACUGUACAUGUUUCAGACCAUUGGUUCAAUGCAAUUUCUAACUAAGCAGUGCGUACUAAAAUGCAGAUACUGGGACAAAAUAUGCAUAACAUUGAAUAUACUAGUGAAAACAACAUAUGGAAAUGCAUUAUAUUAGGGGAAAUCGCAUGCAAAGAUGUGUACAUUAGAAUAAAUUUGGACUAAAAUGAGGAUUUUUUUAAAAAAUAGCAAACCUGUGUGUAUAUCUGGGGACCCUGGCCUAAUCACAAUUGUUCAUAAAGUCAUUACACAUGCAACUAUACUGUAAUUAUAAUCAUUACACAUACAACCAUACUGUAGUACAUAUCUAGCAUACCAUAGCUAUGUUUUGGCAUGUUUUGCGCUGACUUUGUUUCUGCAUUUCCUGGUCCUAACAAAAUUAUAUUUCAGCUCUUUGACAUCAGCCAAAAAUCAGUUUCUGCCACAACGUAUGUGCUGGAGGACACUUUUAUUAAAUCAGUGCGAGCAGAAGAAAAUCACAUUUUGAACGUGAAUAUUCAGCGAGCAAUUGAUGUGAAAGUAGUUUCGAAGUAAGCUGGCUUGUUUAACUAUUUUGCAGAACAUUUUUAGUGGCGAAAUGAUAUGUUUCAUAACCUGCUACCCUUUGCUGCCAUCCCAAGCGCCGUGAAUUAAAGCAAAUACAUCAGUACUUUGAAAAUUAUUUAGUAUUGUGUGGAAGUUAAGAGUUGUUGUUGUUGUUUAGUCAUGUCCGACUCUUUGUGACCCCCAUGGACCUAAUUUGAUCAUUGCUUUCAUCAGUCUGUUGCAUUUCUUCCAUUUCCUCAAUCAUUGGCAGCAAAUGUCAUAAUCCAUGUUACAAUUUAAAGAGCCAUGUGAUCUUGGAGUCAAUGAGUCCCCCCCCCACCCGCCACACUUUAAACUGAGUUUCUUGGACUGCUGCAGCUGAACCCAGUGUCUAAAUGCUUACUUGUAUGGUGUGGCCUGUCACUGAAUAUAGAAACAGUCUGCUUAUUGCCAUCACUUGGCUAUAGAAAGCUUAGAAUGUGAAAGUCUUUAAGUCCCUACUUACACAUGGUGACAUGAAGUAAUGCAUACAGUAAUAAUUACAAGCUACUGUUUGGGAUGGAAUUGGGGAUAUAUAUUAAGGUGGCCAUCUGCAGAAAAGCCAGGGCUUUUGAACCUUUAAUAGCUUGCAUGAUACAUUAUGCCUACUGAAAUUCCCUCUUCUACACAACUAUUAGCACAGCUAUUAAAGGUAGAGAAGUCUGGCUACCUGGAUAUGUCUUCAAGUUGCAACCAAGAUGUAAAGCUCUGUUUCAAUAUGUGUACCUAACAGGCAGAAACUGGAACUGAAGUCAACGGAAGCUGGCCCAAGAGUGAUGGCUGGGAAGCAAGUUGCUAAGAUUAUUAAGGCUCUGGAUUCAAAUUACGUUGCAAUUUCACUUGCAGCAGAGCCUGUCUCGGAUGAAUGUAAAAGUUGCCCCACAGUAAGUAAAUAAAAGAGCAAGUUGUGCAUGCCUUAAGUUCAAGUUCAUAAGUAAAAGCACUCCUUGAAAAGAAAUUACUGUUUACCAAGAUGUUAGUGAGAUAUUAGAUUUGUAAUUAUCGAACACAGACAUUUUCGGAUUUAUCGAAUAUUCUACAGCAACUUGGCUGACCUCAUGACACCGCAGCAACACAUUAAGGCAUGUUACAUUGUUUUAUCAGUCAGUGUUAUCUGCCUUAAUUACUGUUAGAAUCAGGUCUCACAAAUGUUAUGCUUGCUACUAAUAUGCAUUUUUAAUGGGGCGAGAAAUGUACCCAUCUGUGAAUGCCAAAGCUGUGAUACAGCACAGCUGAACUGUGGUAUAAUAUUUGAAAGAUCUUGUGGAAGAAAUGGCUGUAAUUCUAAAGAGCCAUCCCUGAUCCCAUUGAAGUCUUAAUUGGGCUGUGUUUGACCUGAAUGCCAGGUCAAUAAGGGCUUACACACAAUGUUGAGUAUGUCAUCUGUAAAGGUAAAGGUAACCCUGACCAUUAGGUCCAGUCAUGACCGACUCUGGGGUUGCAGUGCUCAUCUCGCUUUAUUGGCUGAGGGAGCCGGCGUACAGCUUCCGGGUCAUAUGGCCAGCAUGACUAAGCCGCUUCUGGCGAACCAGAGCAGCACACGGAAACGCCGUUUACCUUCCCGCCAGAGCGGUACCUAUUUAUCUACUUGCACUUUGACGUGCUUUCAAACUGCUAGGUUGGCAGGAGCAGGGACCGAGCAAUGGGAGCUCACCCCGUCAUCUGUAGUGCUGUGUAAAGUUUUUUUUUUUUGUACUGAGGGGGGGAGGUCCAUUAUGAAUCAGAACCACUUGACCACAUAACAUAAAGAGGGAAAUUUUUAACCUUCUCCCUUACCUGCCAUAAUCCCAACAAAAUUCCUCUUGUGCUGUCAUCAGCAACAGAAAAACACGUACCUCUUAUUGGCACCAAUGUUUCCCAAUUGUUGUGUUAAGAGCUGCUUUAUUACUGUUGGAAAGCUGUUAUUGUAAGCAGCCCUGUGCUUCAUGCAGGGAGGGGAUUUGAUUAGGUUAUUUGACAAAUAUUGUUGUAGUGUGUCUUUUGCAGUCAGCUGCAUGCUUCGUUUGCUGUUUAAAACUUUGAAAAAGCUGAACCAAGGUAUUGUUAAUUAAGUAGAAGAGGCCUUCUCCUUGUCCUUGUUGCUUUCUUGGUGACUUCUGUGGCCGCUGGUACCUUCUGUUCAAUUGUUCUGUCUAGCAGAAGCCAUUUAGAUCUAUAAUUACAGCCAUACUCAUCUGGGGGCCUUACAGAGGGCUGUAAGGGGAAGGGGGUGUCAGAUUGUUAUGGUAAACCUAAAGGAGCUCUUCCUAUUAGCUCUGCUCUCUCACUGGUUACUGUAUUUUACUGUAAGUGCUAUGAAAAGAUUGGGGUUAUAAAUAGAGUAUGGUAUUUAGAGGGACAAUAAUAGUAUCCAGCAGUUGCAUAUCUCAAUGCGUAUAUUAAUAUCACUCUGUUAUGGCAUGUAGCACAGCCUUACAUAUACCAAAGUCCCACAUUUUUUUUUUAAAUGAUAUUUAUUGAAAGAAUUUUUUUUAAAGUUACAAAAGAAAACAAAGUAGAAAAAGAGAAAAACAAGCCACUUCCAACCAUACAAAUACACAAAAUAAGAGAGAAAAAAACAAAAAUACACCACAAAAAUUUAAAAACAUUUAAAAACAAAUCCAUUAUUCUCAACUCCUCAACUGUCAUUACCCUCUUUCCUUGACCUCCUCCUCCUCCCCUUCCUUGUGUCCUGGUUGUUAAUUGUCACAGCAAAUCCUUUCCAUAUUUCAUAAUAUUCUGUCAUUACAUUACCUUAAACUAUUUUAAUCUUAUCUUACUAUAAAAACCUUGGAACUUAAAACUUAAAUCUUAUUUUUACCAACUUCUCAUAACCAUAAUAUUCUUACAUAAUUCUUUAAACAUUUUUACUAAAGCCAAAUAAUUUCAUUCCAACAUUUUUCUAACAUUCAUCAAUUUUAUAAAACAGUCCUAGUAAUGAAAAAAUAAAAUAAAAACAAAUCCAAUCUUCAUCCAGCGUCCCUUCCUCCUGGUCCUGGGUUUGUCAGUCCUUAUUAUCCCAUCGAUCUGGCGCAUUAACCUGGUGACCUUAUAUCCGAGGCCCUUAAGUCUCUUCCAUGUCCCUUCCGCAGCUCUUCUUCAUAUUUGUAACUGUAUUUUCCCUUGUCUCCUGCUCGUUUCACUCGUGGGAACUCCAGCUUAGCAAUAUUUUUGACCCUUCUCGACAGAUCAGCCCCUUUUCCAUAAUCGACACUAAAUUCCAUGUGGUAUUUAAAAACAUGUUUCAAAACCCUCCAAAAUUGAGAGCCCCCACAAUCCCAAACAUCUCACGGCCCAUUGCCAGACUUGAAAAGUCCAAACAUCCCUGCAUAGGAGGGUCUAUCCAACCCCCCAUUUCCAAACCAAACCAAACUUUUUCUUUCCAAAUCUGGCUUUUUCCAAGUUCAUUUGUCAAAUCCAAAGCUCAUAUUCCUGUUGGGCCUGUUCUGUCAGGGCACACUCCUGAUUUAAUUCCUGGGUGGGCUCCACAUAUUUUCCCACUGCCUGUUCAAAAUUUCCCACUGCCUGUUCAAAAUUUCUAAUCGAAUCAGCCAUCAAAUUCGUCUUCUCAUGUAGCUGUUCCAGUAGGGCAUUUGUUUUAUAGAAAGCACACAACAGAGCUUCUGAAUACAUUGUCCUGCAAGGUCAGAUGUCUAUUCCCACGAUUGUAAUCUGUAACAGCUGCCAGCUCCCAGGAGUUGGUUACAGUUUCACAGUCUCCCUCUAGGGGGAAAACUUCUAUUUGAUCUUUCUUUUAAAGACAAGUCUAGCAACAGAGUUUCCUUUUUUCAGAUAUUUUGUCAAUAUUUGUUCCUUUAAGGUGCGAAAGGAAACAAUGGAAUCACUAUGUUCCUCUUCUUUUAGCUAUCUGUCAAAAGCGUUUAUCUCUGGUCAAUGAGCUUCAAACGUCAGUCCUGACACCCCGCUCCAGGAUCAGGACGGUGGAAAGUUACUUUACUUUAAACUCACUUCUGCAGGUUUAAACAGUCCAAAAAAAGAUCCCCCUUCUUCUCCUGCUGCCGAAGGGGGGUUCAACAAUUUUAAAUGAUGAAAGCCAAUCCUUUAGAGGCGAUUUUCUGAGCUCUAGUUUACGUUGUCUUUGCUUUAUUCUGUCUACAAAGAAACGGAAGGCUGACUUCCUGUUUAGACCUUCCCGUUUCAGUACCAAAUUGAAGUAAAAUUUUAAUGUCCAAUUCCUUUCUGCUCGCAAGUCCUUAUUUAAAGUCCAAUUGUUCAAAGUUUAAGUACUCACGGGUGCUUAUUUUAGAAGCCAAAUUGUCCCAGGAAAAGGCAGCGCUCUCCGGAAACGGCUUUGCUGCUUCGAUCCACGUAAAUAGAAGUUGACUCACAGCACCGCGCCGCUUCCCCUCUUCGCUCGGAGCCCGUUCGUGGGUUCCUUUGCGGGUUGGGGGGGCGCUAAGGGUGCCUGCCGAGUCCCAUGGUCACAGGCUUCAUCCGCCUGUGAUUUUUAAAAGGGUCCCCGCUUCGCCGUAGCGGAAAAGACCCGUUUCGCGCGGAGCUAGUCCCUCCAGUUCAGAGGGAGUCCGCCAUUGCCGAUGGCGCCACCCUGGAAGUCCCCAAAGUCCCACAUCUUGCCUCUUUGUCAGCGUUUCUUAAAUGUUUUGAAGCCUGCUCCAAUUCCACCCUGCUUCUGAGUGUAUUCUACUUUACGAGAUCCCAGUAUAAGAUGAGAUUCAGAGAGGUGCAUGUGGAACGCCCCAUGAACAUGAGGGCUUUGAAGAACCUACCUUGCCUUUGCAGAUCCUUGGUCCUUCCAAGUGUUUCAUUGGAAACUUAGAAAGUCACUGCCUCUGAGUCCUUCCAGACUCAGCAAAGGAAAAGCAAUCACACAGUCACAAAGCAACCAGCAAGGGAAAGAGUGUGAGAGCAGGGCUGGAUCUAGACACGUCAAAGAAGUGAUUCAGUUAAACACACUGCAGACUCAUACAGGGAAAUUUGGUAGGGAAAGACAGAGCUCCACAGUGCCAUCUGGUGCCACAGUGUUAUAUCACAUAUACAACACAUGUAAAACACUUUUUCUUUACGAGCCCAGCUGAGUCCCAGGACAAUUUUCUCCCUUUCCCUGCACCACUCGAUUCAAGGAAGCAGGUUAGGAUCAUAGCAUUUGCUUUUUUUUAUAAGAUAUUUAUUAGGAUUUUUAAAAUAUUACAAUAAAAAAUGAAAAAGAAAAACAGCAACAAAAUAAAAAUGAUUAAAAACACUCAGAUUUUCUAUUACUUAUUUUUCCUUAGCUUGUUUCCCGGACCUCCUCAUACCUCCCUUUUUUGUAUUCCAGUUCAGUUUGUUGGUUCAGCAAAUCCUUACCCUCUUUAUUUAUCCUAAUCUUUAGUCUUAAAAUAGUAACUUUAGAUUUUUAUCUCUUAACAACCCAUUUUUCAUAAUCCCUUAAAGCAUUACAGCUGGAAACCACUUAAUUUCUAUCCUACAUCGUUCUAACAUUCAUUAAUUUUACAGUAUUUCUGUAGAUAAUCUUUGAACUUCUUCCAAUCUUCUUCCACCGACUCAGGAUCAUAGCAUUUGCUUUCUGAAGCCAGCUAAAUCUGCUUAUACCUUUUCAAAAGCAAUGAACUUAUGAAUGCAUGAAACUGUUAUGUACAGUCAGACUACUGACCCAUCUAGUCCAAUAUUGUCUAUUCUGAUUGGCAGGGUCAAAGGCAGAGGUCUUUAAAAUAAUAAUAAUAACAAAACCCUGCUACCUGUUCCUUUUAUCAAGCUGACUUUUGGUUCGAACUGAUAGAGCAUGGCAUCUUAUAGGAUUCGAUUUGAGUAUCCUGACAGCAAACAAAACAACAGCUGGUAGCCUCACAUAAUUUCUGGGCCAGAUCCACUCCCACCAUACUGUUUCUCAGCUGGUGACUGCAGAAACUUGCUUGAGGCAUUGGGGAUGUGGAAGGAAAGGAGUUUGGCUGCCCCCACAGUGUUCCUAUAAUCCAAAGACCACUUGCAUCAAAGAAAAUCAGUGGAACUGUGUGUCAGCCUUUACUUGGAAUAAGGCAAGGGUGUGUCCACAGCAGGGAGCCAAGCCAACCAGUUCUGUCUUGGUUGCCAGUAAUCAGAUGCUGCUGUAACUGUAGCCAUGCAAGCCAGAGUUUGCUCGCCUACAAGCGAAGCAUAUCUAUAGCGUCAGAUAUAAAUAACACGGCUACAUUUCAGAAUUUUGGGUUGUCCAUAGUUGCACUGGACAGGUGAUAGCCUCUGGGGGAUGGUGGAACAACCCAUUUCACAGUUUCAUUGAACAACUCUGGUCUAGAUAUAUGUAAUUACAAAGCCCAUAAAAAGGAUGAAAGGACACACUGAAUUAAAACUGUGAGGUGAAACACCGCAAUGGAAAACAGUGUCAUUUAUUUAUGAGUCCAUCUAUCCUUCCACAGUAUAUUGUGGUUUUUUAUUUUUUUUAUUUUUUAUUAUAUAUAUAAUACAGAUUACAAACACAAGCCCCCAAGUUCACAUUAUAUUGUUGACCAUUCUAAGCUUCACUAAAGCCCUGUUGAUCAUUGUGCUGCACAUUGAUAGAGAGGUUGGAGAAUUCUGAUGGGAAUGGGAACAGAAAUCAUCACUUAUUUGUCCCAAGUCCGAGACAGACAUCAAUCCAGCACAUACAAUCUGUAUUUGCCGUUGUUGCUUUCAGUCUGCAAACAAUACAUAAUUGGUUAUAUGGCCCCCCCCACAUUUGCAUUACAUUUCCUUUGCAUUGAAUGGGGUACGAUAAUGUAAUAACAGUGUAAUUAAGUACUUAAGUUAUCUAAGUUAUGUAAUUUUGCCAUAGUGGAUAGUGGGACAAGCUGUAGUUUUUGGGAAAAGGUGAGCAAACGGAAACAGUGCUGUGUGUUACAAAUACAGAAUGGAAAAUGAUGCCUUCUUGCACAUUAGUGACCACCAUUUGAGAUUAAUAGUCUCCACCUGUGUUCUGGGUCAUUAAUACACCCCUGCUGAGCAUUAAUCCACAGGAAAUAGCCUCCACCUCACUCAUAAUUACCUAAUGGCUUAGCUACAAUUCAUGGAAGAUGAACUCAGUACUGCUGAAAUUGUAGGGCUAUUUGUGGGUAGCAACACAGACCUUAUGGAGAUAGGAUAUUUUAGCAAAGGCUGAGCUGGUAUUGAUGUGGUUUCCCGAUAAAGAGAGCUGAAAUAAAUAUUGUUGAGGGAAAACAGCUGCACCUUUUCUGAGGAAUGCUAUAGAUAAUGUUAGAUAACAGGAGUGGAGACAUGACAUGUGAGACCACAGGCCAAAAUACCCGCUCUGUUUCUUUGUGGAAGGUUGUUUGAAAUGACAAAGCUCAACCUUCUGUUUUUCUCAUGAUUGUUUUUUCUCUCUAUGUUUUUAGCUGUUAUUUUUUAUCUGUAAGCCGCCUUGAGUCCUUGUCAGGGAAGAAGGCAGAUUUAAAAUGUUGGUUGGCAUCUAGGCAGCAUAUAGUUCAUAAUUUCUGCAGGGCAAUGGGAAUCCGUUGCUGUGGCACUAGCUUUGUGCAACAUGGAUAGUUCACCCCAGUGCUUAAAGUGGGGAGGGGACAGGUUUAUUUCUUUUUCAUAUUCUAAUAUAUUUAGGUCCUGCUUAUUCUAUAUAAAGGGACGUGGGUGGUGCUGUGGGUUAUACCACAUAACCUAGGACUUGCCGAUCAGAAAGUUAGUGGUUUGAAUCCCCAUGACGGGGCGAGCUCCCGUUACUCGGUCCCAGCUCCUGCCAACCUAGCAGUUUGAAAGCACGUCAAAGUGCAAGUAGAUAAAUAGGUAUCACUCCAGCAGGAAGGUAAACGGUGUUUCCGUGCGCUGCUCUGGUUCACCAGAAGCGGCUUAGUCAUGCUGGCCACAUGACCCAGAAGCUGUAUGCCGGCUCCCUCGGCCAAUAAAGUGAGAUGAGCGCCGCAACCCCAGAGUCGGCCACGACGGGACCUAAUGGUCAGGGGUCCCUUUACCUUUAUUCUAUAUAAACUAAUGGAUAACGAACUGCACCUAGCGAUAGUAUAAAACAUAACAUUAUAUAAGGUAUAAAAAUGCUCAUUGUGUUGAAAGAGUAUACAAAAAAAUGGCAGCAUCAAAAAAUGGCAGCAUCAAAAAGAACAUCAGCUGCAGAUAAAAAGAUUUAUGUAUCUGUCAAUCAUCACCCCAAGGCGCAAUGAGCUGAAGUAAGACUUGCUGUCCUUUCAAAGCCAAGCAAAUAUGGAACCGGACUGAAAAAGCAUGGAAUCACCACUACAGAAAAGGUCAUGUGUAUUGUAUCCAUUCACUAUACAUUUAAAGGCCACCCCCCCCCCACAGUGUUCCUUAACAGACUGUACUUGCUUCCUCAUUGCCUCCCAAUUAGUUCUAUGGAAGACAUGGGACAGGCUGCAACAAUAAGGUAUGGGGAGACCAAUGUGUUAAAGUUGUCCCUUUCAUUUCAGCUACUGUCAGAAAACAUGCAGUUGCGUUUUUGACCUGUUACGAUCAGCACAUAGAAAUACUAACCAGUGGGGAAGAUUUACCACCAAUUUUGUCCAUUUUUGGCAGCUCACUCAGCAGUGGAAGACUAUCCGGCCACAGAUGGAACCCGAAAACCUUUCCAAAGCUGAUGCUGUGAAAGGAUUUUUGUCAUUCAUUCAGAACUUGAGGAAAGCUAUGACAGAAGAGAUUCUUCAGAUUCUGAGAAGUGAAAGCAAUGUGGAAGUCCUGUGAGUUUCUGGCAACCUAUUUUCCCAUCUCUAGCAUAUCCAUCUUAAAUGUGUGAAUACACAGAAGGAGAAUCAACACGUUCAUUUGUGUUUAUCUAUCUAGGUGAAAUCUACACAUACAUAAAAACGCUGUGAAAAUGCUUUUUAAAAAAGCGUUUUGAAAAAUACAUUGAAUUUUUCAUAGCUCACUGUCGCCAUCUAGUGUCACAUUUGUAUAUUGAACUUUACAAACACAUUGAGAACGUUUUAUUUGUAGCUGUGUCCCUAAGCUACAACAGCUAAUAUUUUCUUCUCUUUGACGUUAGCAGAAAAUUAAAGCACUGUUGUAGGGGCCUUGCUUCUAUAAUAACCUUUGGCACAGUGCUCAGGCCGGGAGACCCUUUUAAAUUGCCUCCCAAAGUAGAAACCUCUGUGGAUUGAUAUAGAUGCAGUGUCCCCAAUCUCAUCGGGGCAUUUAAGAGACUGGAAGUAGGAUGUGGAAUUGCGGCAAACCUUCAUUUCCAAGGAACAGCGCCUCAACCACAGUGACUGCUUAAACAAGCUCUUUCUUAGCUAGGCUUCAAUACUUUGCUUUUAAAUCCAGCUUCAAACCCUGGUUAAGCAGAUAACCUGGUUGAAGUUUGUUGUUGUUGUUGUUGUUUAGUCGUUUAGUCGUGUCCGACUCUUCGUGACCCCAUGGACCAGAGCACACCAGGCACUCUUGUCUUCCACUGCCUCCCGCAGUUUGGUCAGACUCAUGUUCGUAGGUUCGAGAACACUGUCCAACCAUCUCGUCCUCUGUCGUCCCCUUCUCCUUGUGCCCUCAAUCUUUCCCAACAUCAGGGUCUUUUCCAGGUAACCAUCACUCUGCCAAAAAAAAUGCCUUACAAUUUUUUAAUUUUUUUUUAAUCCCUUCCCUUUUCAUACAGUCCCCAGUUGGUUGAUGCUGUAGCCUCUGCACAGACCUCAGCCUCUCUGAAAGCUAUGCUGGAUUUCCUGGAUUUCAAGAACAAGAGUGGAUCUGUCCUUCAGGAGAGGUUCCUCUAUGCCUGUGGAUUUGCUUCUCAUCCCAACGAGUUCCUACUCAGAUCUCUAAUUGUAAGUCUCAGUGGUGGUAAAGGGAACAUUGGUUUUUCGUGCUCAGAAAAGGAAUUGCCCAGUCUUUCAGAAGAGCUGAAGAUGAGCUCAUGAAAGUGUGGAGAAAGUGGACAGAGAAAAACUUUUAUCCUUCUUUCUUCACACUAGAACUUGGGGACAUCCAGUGAAGCUCAGUGUUGGAAGAAAAGUACUUUUUCAUACAGCAUAUAGUGAAACUCUGGAAUUCACUCUCACAAGGGAUCUUAGACAAAUUCAUGGAGAAUAAUGGUAUCAAUGGCUAUGAGCCAUGAUGCCUGUGUUCUACCUCCACUGUCAGAGGCUGUAUUUAUUUGUUUGCAGUUGUUUCUGAAUGGAGACUCGGUACAAUGAAACUAAAAAUGAGUUAAAGCAGCCUGCCUCUGAAAGCCAAUUGCUGGGAAUCACAAGGGAGAAAGAGUGUUGCAGACUUCCCAUAGGCAUCUGGUUGGCCACUGGGAGAAUAAGAUGCUGGACUAGAUGGGCCAUUGGCCUGAUCCAGCGGUCUCUUCAUACAUUUUAAAAACAAGACCAUAAGGCUGAUAUAUUAUGUACUUAACAUGGAAGCAAACCCCACUGAACUCAGUGCUCUGAUUUAGCCCUCAUGUUUCUGUACCACGAGCCUCACUUUCAACCGAGACAAUAGCAAGGAUGUGUACUCUUGUGAGUGGAUGUCCUGACCUGCCUUGUGAAGCAGUAGGCUGGGCUAAUUAUUUGCAAUGGGAAGCAAUUCAAUAUGUCAUUUAUCCCUUCUCGUCCAGCAGAUUGCCUGCAGCUCUUUGUGGAGAUAUUUUCACGAUGGCUGUUUGGCUAUUGCACAUGGCGUGGCUGGGAAAUGAGUUCCUUUUCGAUAAGGAACUCCGUUUUCCACAACCAAACCUCAGAGUGGAACACAAAAGCACCUGAGAUUGGUCUGAAACACCACCAGCUUUUCCUGGGAAGGAAUAAUCCUGUGGGAAAGGGAACCCAGUGAAACACAUCUGAGGGGGAUUGACUAUACAUCCAAGGGUCAGGGCUAAGAGGCAGAGACCAAUAAAAUCUUUUCUUCUUCAUCAUAUAACAGAAUACAUAUAACAGCCAGAUCGGCAGCAGCGAAAUCCGAGAAACAGUUGUCAUCGUUAUUGGGGCCCUCAUCAAAAAGCUGUGUGACAAGGGAGGCUGCAAACUGCCUGUAUGUAUUUUCUUCUUGGUGCUGGAAGCAAAAGCAAAUAUGAAGCUCCAUCCAAGCUGACCUCUUUGUCUGCUUCCAUCUUUCUGGCUUCUUUCAUGGUGUUCCUUACAUCUGGAACAGCCUUUCAAUAUUUAUGCCCCAAGCCAACUCCCCGCUCAUGAAGCAUUUCUUUCUCAGAACUGUUCUCAAAUCAUCCUUAUUUUGUCUUACCUGCUCUUUCGGUGUAAUUCACCUGUUCCUUCCUCGGACCUCUCUCUUGCCUGUCUAUCCCAGGUUUGUCCAUCUGAUGAAGGUUGCAAAUCCUCUGAGGUGAAGAGAUCAUGUCACUUCCAUAUUCUGUACAGCAACACAGCACACUGGUUUACAUAAAAUCUAAUAUUGUAUCAGCAACAACAAUAGCUUUUGCUCUCAUGGGUGUCUCUUCCCACCACUGCCACCACUAGCCCCUCCCUAAAUGGUAGACCUACUUGAUUCUUUGCAGUGAUCUCAAGGCUGGGUGCUGUGUUGAUAAUAGUGAGUAUAUAUUGCUAGAUUUUAUGGGAUCCGGUAAGGAACUCAUUCUAUCAUCCAUCCAUCCAUCUGUCUAUCUAUCUAUCUAUCUAUCUAUCUAUCUAUCUAUCUAUCUGCUGUACUCCUAGGUGUAAUUUUGCCAGAUUUCCCAAGUAUCAUUAUCAUUGAUUUACUACCCAAUCGCAUGGAUUCCCCACUCCCACCCCCGCUACCCCCUCUAUAUAACAGUGUUUUAGGAAGUUUUGCAUUUUCUUUCCAGGCUGUUAUGGAAGCCAAGAAGCUGAUCUCUGGAGGUUUGAACAGGGCAAAGACAGCUGAUGAUGUGAAGGUCUACCUUCUGGCAUUGAAGAAUGCUGUUUUGCCUGAAGCUAUUCCAGACCUUCUGAAAUACGCUGAGUCGGGAGAAGGCCCCAUCAGCAAUGUUGCUGUUUCUGCUCUGCAGAGAUAUCACCACUCUUUCAUUACCAGUGAGGUAAAAUAAUAGAAAAUUGCCCAAAGAAAAGAUGGCGCAGGUGGACAUUUCAAAUAAUAAGUGUCUUUCUCUGCCUGAUAGUCCCUCAUUUAAAUAUCAGGUGUUUCUAAGUAAGAUAAAUAUUCUAUUAUUAUUAUUAUUAUUAUUAUUAUUAUUAUUAUCAUUCUAUGUCCUGAAGAGUCUGGAAAGACAAUUUUGAAAGCAACCCCAAAGUCUUUCCCAUAAGCCUCAUUGACAGAUAUUUUGGGGACAUAGGCAAGGUAGCACUAGGUCCUUGUCCUCUGCCCUGGACCAGUGAGCAGGAUUUGCAUUGUAGGAGACAUUUGUCCAUCUAUCCAUCUGCAUAUCACAAGAAACUGUAAAAUGCUAUCUCAAUUUCGGCUUAUAGCCCUAAAAAGCAUGAGGCUCUUUCUAGAAGGGGUGAAAAGAAGAAUUAGGUGGGUAGUUAUAUGGGAAUUGUAUCUAUCAUUCACUCCUACAGCUUCCAGGUAAGACUCAUGACUCACAUGAUUUCCCAUCAUCCCCCCCACCUCCCAGAACAAGCUGCAUGUCAGUCAGAAAUUCUUCCUGAUUUUACUUUCGCAUCCAGUCUGGGGCUGGAUGAGUCCCAUUGUUUUGGACUGGUCCUAGUAUAAUAUUCAUGAAUUUUCGUAAUAUACUUGUACCGUAUUUUUCGCCCCAUAGGACGCACUGCCCCAUAGGAUGCACCUAGUUUUUUUUGGGGGGGGGGGGAAAUAAAGAAAAAAAAAUAUUUCCUCCCCAGGUGCGGGGCUGGCGCGGGGGAAGCCCGAGCUUCCCCCGACCCCAGCCCCGAGAACAGCCUGCUAUCCGCAAGCCUAGGGAGCCCGGUGGGAAGUUGCGCCAGUCUCCCCAGGCUUGCAGAGAGCUGCGUGAAGCCCGGGCGCGCUCUUCAGCGUGCCCCAGGCUUCAGAAUGCAGGCAGCUCUGCGCAAUCCUUGGGAGACCGGCGCGACUUCGCGCCGGUCUCCCGAGGGUUGCGCAGAGCUUCCUGAAGCCUGGAGAGCGAGAGGGUUCGGUGCGCACCGACCCCUCUCGCUCUCUAAGCUUCAGCGAAAGCCUGCAUUCACCCCAUAGGACGCACACACAUUUCCCCUUCAUUUUUGGAGGGGAAAAAGUGCGUCCUAUAGGGCGAAAAAUACGGUAUAUUGUUCCUUGAGAAGCUAUCCCACUGAUCUGUUCUUAUUUAUUGGUGAUAUACUUCCUUUUCCUGCUUUUGUUAUGUUGCCAAUUAUGUACAGGUGAUGAAACUUGACUAGAUUGUGUCCCCAUUAGGUGAAGAAAACCAUGAACAGGAUUUAUCACCAGAACCAUAAAGUUCACGAGAAGACGGUACGCACCACAGCAGCUUCCAUCAUCUUCAGCAACAAUCCUUCCUUCAUGGAAGUAAAAAACCUCCUGCUCUCUAUUGGAGAGCUGCCUCUGGAAAUGAAUAAGUACAUGCUUUCGCUAAUCCAGGACAUUCUACGUUUUGAAAUGCCUUCCAGGUAUAUCAAGUUUCAUUUGUUAUUUAUGUUUCUCCACUUGCCUGUGCAUAGUGUUGUUUGAGGGCAAAGGCAAGAGCACUAUAUGGUGGGGUGGAAGCUGUACUGGAAGCAUUUCCACCAUGUUCAGUAUAAAUCCACCUUUUUAGACUGGGGGGGGGGAGGACUCAGAAGAAACUGCAAAGUAUUGAGGCAAAAAUAUCUGUCUGGUAUUUAAUGGAUUGGUUGUUUUUUUUCCUAAAAGAAGGGACAGACAGCAGAUCUAACGUUUAAAAUAAUUUCAUUAUCGUUCUCUUUAUAGGUAAACAACAAAAAAUGCAUUGAGAUGUUAAUUUUUCAUUUCUAUUGUUUUUAUUAUUAUGCUAGAAAAUCCAGGAUCUUUGGCCUAGAGCAGGCAUCCCCAAACUCGGCCCUCCAGCUGUUUUGGGACUACAGUUCCCAUCAUCCCUGACCACUGGUCUUGUUAGCUAGGGAUGAUGGGAGUUGUAGUCCCAAAACAGCUGGAGGGCCAAGUUUGGGAAACACUGGCCUAGAGCCCUUGUGGCAAUGCCACAUUCGCUGCCUCCCUCAAGCCUCCUCACCACAUCUGAAUAUUCCUAUAAUUGUUAUUCCUUUACUGUUCUUUUAACCAGUGAAUUUCUUACAUAAAUAAGCAACUUCAUCUAACAAUUUCCUCCAGUGGUUCUUAUGUAGUGAUUAGAACUUUACAGAAUCAUCAGUGAUUUCAGCAACUUUUGUCUUAAGACCUUUUGCAAUUUGUAGGCCAAUAUAAUAAUAGCAUUUUUAUCUUCUGGUUGUGGUCUUUUGAUUACACUACUCAAGCAACACAAACCUUCCCAUUUGCUGCAUGUUGCCAUUUGUAGAAGAUAUUUAAUUUUCUGAUGGUUAAGGACACUUUUUUGUGUUUCAGCAAAAUGAUCCGCAAAGCUCUGAAGGAUAUCUCCAUUCAUAACUACGACCGAUUUGCGAAAACAGGUUCUUCCUCAGCUUUCUCGGGUUACCUAACACGUAAGCGACUAACAAACUAGAUAGUAGGUUUUAAUUACAUUUAUUGACACUCAGUUUCACCAGAAAUCCUUACAACUUGUCUCUCUGUUUAAUCAAGGUUCUCCGGAUGUGUCAUCCAUCUAUAGCCUUGACAUACUCUACUCUGGCUCUGGAAUCUUAAGAAGAAGUAACCUGAAUAUCUUUCUUUUCAAUAAAUACGCUCAACUUCAUGCCAACCAGGUAAGUCCCAUGCGCUACUAGAGUAAUAACUCAGCAAAAAAGUAUAAGUGUGCAGCUUGGACAUAAUGUGGUCGCUCCAUUAUACCAUACUGUGAACCAAUGUGCUGUAGCAGCUGGUGGGUUGAGCCCCUCAAAUGGAAAUGUAAGAAGCUGCCUUAUAGUUUGGGGUCAGACUGUUGGCUAGGUCAGUAUCCUCUGUUGUGACUGGCAGAGCCUUUCCAGGGUUUCAGGCAGAGGUCUUCCUUAUCAGCCUCCUAAUCAGAGAUGCAAGAGAAUAAACCUGGGACAUUCUGCAUGCACUCAGCUACGGUGUCUCCCUUAAGAGUGUUCCCUUAUCCAAGGUUUGUUAUAGAAGUAGCACUACCAUUUUUGUUUGAGCUUUUGUUUUUUUGAUGACAGUGGGAGAGUGUUGUUGCACUCAUAUCCUGCUUGUGAAAUUCCCACAGUCUUCUGGUUGGACAAUACAGUCAUACCUUGGGUUACAGAUGCUUCAGGUUGCGCUCUUUCAGGUUAUGGACCUCUGAAACCCAGAAGUACUGGAACGGAUUACUUCCAGGUUUGGGCGGUUGUGCAUGCACAGAAGUGCUAAAUCGCACUUUGCGCAUGCGCAGAAGCGCAGAAUCGCUACCCGCGCAUGCACAGACACGCCACUGCGGGUUGCGAAUGUGCCUCCCACACGGAUCACGUUCGCAACCCGAGCAUCCACUGUACAGGAGUAGAUGGCCCUUUUGUCUGCUCCAACAAGACUCUUCCUAUGUUCUUACAGAGGCUGUGUUUAUAUGUAAUACUAAACCACAGUGUAGCCCUAAGUGGAUGAACCUCCACAAGCCCAAGCCCAAUGCCUGGCUUGCAUGUUCCUUCCCUGCCUUCUCCUCCUCCUGCUUAGUUCUCCCCCGCCCUCCUAUGAUGGCAUUCAAUUUCCUCAAAUCCUUACUGUCCAAAUAAACCAGGAAUCCUGUUCUAAUCAAUUUCAAACUAAGACAAUUUCAAACUAUGAGAUAUCAGUUUGCUUUAUUGAACAGAGUUAUUUUUAAUCCAGAAUUCCAGAUUUGUAUAUAACACUAAGAUGACAUUCAAGGAAAAUCGGCAGUCAUCUUGGCAGCUUUCCUCUGGUCACAUUGGAGGUGUACAGUCAUACCUCAGGUUACAGAUGCUUCAGGUUAUGUUUUUUUGGGUUACGGACCUGCCGAAACCCAGAAGUACUGGAACGGGUUACUUCCAGGUUUUGGCGGUCGCACAUGCACAGAAGUGCUAAAUUGCAACCCACGCGUGCGCAGAUGCACCACUGUGGGUAGCGAAUGCUGCGGGUUGCGAAUGUGCAUCCUGCACGGAUCAUGGUCGCAACCCGAGCGUCCACUGUACUAUGCUCUGACUUUCUGAGGGCUCACCCAGUAGCAUUGAACCAUGAUGAUUUAGCAUUACAUGUGAACCAGUCUAGACAGCAAGUGUCCAGAUGCAAAGGAGAACAGGCCUAUUCCAUCUAAUAGUUGUGCAGAAGAAGGAAUUUCAGCAGCUGCAGUUUUUCACACCCUUGGAUUAAAAAGCCACAUUGAUAAAACUUUCUGUGCAACUCUGACCUAAAAGGAGCCAUGCCAUGCCUCUCUUUUGGACACCUAGAUAUAAAAGCAGGGCAUGGUCUGAUGGCAAAUUCUGCAGCUACCUUGUGGACUUUAAAGAGGUAUGGAUGGCAUGUGCUUGCCUGCAAGUGGUCAUCAUUCAUCAUGCAAGCUGUGUGCUCCUAUCUCCUUUUAGGUGGUGAUUGAGGCUCAGGGCCUAGAAUCCAUUAUAGCUGCAUCUGCUGAUGAAGGUGAAGAAAAUCUAGAGUCCUUCGCUGGUGUGUCAGCGCUCAUGUUCGAUGUUCAGCUUAGACCCGUUACCUUUUUCCAAGGGUAUGGCGAUCUCAUGUCUAAAAUGUUCUCAGCCACUGGAGACCCCAUAAGUGUGGUGAAAGGACUCAUCCUUCUGAUGGAUUACUCACAGGUGAGUUCUGCAUACUGGGCAAUUAAAUAGCUUCCGUGCAUAGAUAAUAUCCCUUACUCCCCAUUUGACAUGCACUUACGGGGAGAUCACAAGUAAGAACAACCAGAACUGCAUUAAUUAAUUUUGACUGCAAUCCUGUGCAGGAUUUGCUAUUUUGGAGCAGAUUCCAUUGAGCUUGAUAAGAAUUGCUUCUGAGUAGACAAGCAUAGAGUUUGGAUUUGAUAUCCCGCUUUAUCACUACCCGAAGGAGUCUCAAAGCGGCUAACAUUCUCCUUUCCCUUCCUCCCCCAUAACAAACACUCUGUGAGGUGAGUGAGGCUGAGAGACUUCAGAGAAGUGUGACUAGCCCAAGGUCACCCAGCAGCUGCAUGUGGAGGAGCAGGGAAUCGAACCCAGUUCACCAGAUUACGAGUCUACCACUCUUAACCACUACACCACACUAGCUCCAAUAGGGUUGCUGUGGGCUUGUCCACACUUCUGCUUGUCCCUUGCUUAGGAAGAAUGGGUCCAAGUAGUUUUCCGCUUGUCUCAUUCUUUCUAGGCAGGGGUCCGAGUGGUUUUGCCUUUGGCCUAUUGCUUUCCUCUAGAAAAUCUGCUCUUUAGUGCUAAAUUGAAGCAAAGCCAACGGGAGUGUGAGAGGGGGGUGGGGAAUUGACAUUUGCUCCAGUUCUGUGGGUUUUCCCAGGGAAAACAGCAGAAAGUGGAAGUGUGGAUGAGCCGUCUAUAUUCCCAUUGGCAGGAAGUGGGAGAUGCUAUCCUCCCAUUAAGUUAUUCAGAGUCUACAUGCAGCCAACUGACAAAUGCUAAGCUCAAAUGCUUAAACCUCAUCAAGGGGAGAAAUCACUGACAUUCAUAGUUUCACAAAAACAAGAAACAAGCCACAUUUUUUAUAACUGUGCUUAGAUGUGACGUAACACAAUACACCAUUUUAUGUAUUGCUGUUUCCCCCCCAGUGUCUUAUUUCUUAUUCACCAUAUGAUUGCAUAUUCCGAAGUGCAUGUAGUCAUGGGGAAAUGUCAGGUAUUUUUCAACCCAUGGCAACAGUUUCCUGUAGCAUUUGAUUGUAUUUCAUUAAAAUCUCAUAUGAAUGAGUACUUUAAACCUCCCUUUUUGAUAUAAAUCCCGUUGCUGCAACUAAGUGUAAUUGAAAAUCAGAUGGAGUUAUGAAUCUAGACUAAGAUUCAUAUGUUUGUUUAGAAAUGUACAGAGAGCCACCAUUACCCAGUAUGGUUAUAUCGAGUAUCAGACAAGGACUGGGGCAAGCCAGGUUCAUAUCCCCAUUUAACCAUGAAGCUCCCUGGGUGAUCUUGGGUCAGACACUCUUUUCCAGCUCAACGGACCUCACAGGGCUAGUGUAAGGAUUAAAUGGGGGGGGGGGUCACAGGAGCAAGCCCUACCCCCAACAUACACACACAUAAAAGAAAGAGGAAUCUCUGCCCUUUCCCCAGGACUAGAGCAGCUCCAUGGCUAGCAACGUGAAGUCACAUUUAUUUGCUUAUAUUUUACAAAUUUAUAAAUCACCUCAUAGCAUGAAGCCAUGGGAGUGGUGUGCAGGAUAAAAAUAGAAUAAAGCAGAAAAACACAAGCUCUAAAAGCAAAUGAGCCCAAUGUGCAGAUUUGCUAUUAUUUAAAGCAUCUUUAAAAAUCUGCCUUGCUGAAUUACAGUAAAAAACCUAGCCGUUCCCCCAUUAUUAUUAUUAUUUUAACAAAGCAAAGGACAGUGGGGAAAAGUGCUCUUUUCAGUGCCAUCUGCUUCUCCCAUUUUAUACACCUUCCAUUUUGAUGGGUCUUACUUCAGCGUAAAUUGUGCAUCGGAUCUGGACACAUCAUGCCUUGUCUCAGGCCAUGUAGUAUGGCUAUAUUUAAAGUUAAUCUGAUUUCCAAGUCCUGUGAACUUUAAAAUCUUGGCUGUCUAUCAGCAUUCAAAUGAAAUGACUUGCUCUGACCCUGAGCUAUUAUCACUUCCAAAAUUGACUCAGUGCGAUGGACUUCCAGUCCAGCUGUAAAAGAUUCUGACAGCUGUGAGCCUCAGCCUUGGCAGAAAACUCUGUGAAUGCAACUAUCUCCUCCUGCCUGCCCAUAAAGCUGUAUCUCCAACCAAAUUCUGCAGAAAACCAUUUGGCACUUCUUGCAACAGCUCUUUUGCACAAAUUCUUGCUGCAGGUGGCCUAAUACUGGAGAGAAGUGGUUUCUUUUUUGUGUCAUCCCAACUUCCUCUAGAAGGCAUGCAGGGGUCAGCAAACUUUUUCAGUUGGGGGCCGUUCCAUUGUCCCCCAGACCUUGUGGGGGGCUGGGCUAUAUUCUGGGGAAAAAAUAUGAACGAAUUCCUAUGCCCCACAAAUAACUCAGAGAUGCAUUUUAAAUAAAAAGCACACAUUCUACUCAUGUAAAAACAUGCUGAUUCCUGGAUCGUCUGUGGGCCGGAUUGAGAAGGCGAUUGGGCCAGAUCCGGCCCCCGGGCCUUAGUUUGCCUACCCAUGGCAUAGAGAGAGCCUUGUGAUUAGCAACCUCAAGUUUUGCAGGCAUUCAGAUAAUCUCAUGCAAAUGGGGCUUGAAUUUUCUGGAUUGGAAACUUAAUAAUAAUAAUAAUUUUAUUAUGCCACCCAUCUGACUGGGUUGCCCCAGCCAUUCUGGGCAGCUUCCUGCAAGAAAUGCUGAAUUGGCUGAAGAGGCUGAAUUGAGUGGAGAUACAUGCUUGUUUUUUAAAAUGUCUCACUUUCCGCACAGCAUUAACAGCAUUCCCAAGAGAUGCAUUUUGGUCUGAAAGGUGUCCCUAAGGCAACUCCUGGUGUGGUGGUCUCACGCUGCCAGCCUUAUCUAUGGUUACUUCUGUAUUUAGCUGGCACUGCAAGACUUUCACAACCAGAUGAUUGGAAUUUGUGAAUGGUAGUUGGUAGCUGAUGUACCUUUCUUACAUAACUUUUCCUGUUCUGUAUGGGAUUUCUGUGCCAGAAGCUGAUCUUUCUUAAAAGCUGUUGGUGUUCCUGCAGCAGGUCAGGGGGAAGAAGAUUGUCAGGAAGCCUGUGGAGAAUUCUCCUAUGUCUCUUAAAUGCAGUGUAGACAAGGACCGUAAAAUCUAUUUAAAUCUGCAGGUGAAAGAUGCCCUUGACUUUAGCCCCAUCACUUCACCCUGUUUCUGAAGCUAAGUCAAGAAAAUCAAGACAGGUCUUUAAAAUAUUUCCAUUCCUUCACAUUCUGCUCUUAAACUCAUGCUAAAACAGUAAUGAUGUAAGCUUAAAUAAUGCCCAAUCCAGGUAACAAUAAUUCAACAAUAAAGAAGAACCUAAUUCACAAACAAGUAAGCAAUAUCACAAUAAAACCAGUUAAGAACAGAUUUUAAAUAUUGGUCAUAUAUUGAAUAAAACAAGAAAUGUUCAUUGUGCACCAUUUUGCAUCUAGGUAAUUCAGCUACAGUCUGGGCUGGUUUGCAGCACGGAAUUCCAGGGAGGCCUGGCCAUUGAUAUUUCUGGAGGAAUGGAAUUCAGCCUUUGGUACAGAGAAUCCAAAACCAAUGUUAAAAACCGGUGAGAUGACGUAACUCCAGACAUCCUUAAAGGAAACGCAUCAAAUGAUUUUGUCAACAUAGGGAAUUUUAAAUCUGAGGAAAGCGUGGAAAUCUUAAAACACUUAGCAAUAUGAACUGAAUCCCUGUUUUAGACAGAAAUAUUCAUGUUUCUUUCUUUGGGGGGGACUGUUUUUGUCUAACUGGUUUCAAAAACUAUGCUGGCAGCGAUGCAGUUGUAAUCCUUAUCAAACUUACCUGGAAGUCAGUCAGUCCCAUUUAACACUCAUUUUUUCUGAGCAGACUUUGACUUUCAUAGGAUUUUGCUGCAAAGGUAGAAGGGCAAUCACCAUGCUUACGCAAAGGUUAGGCUUUGUUGAGGUUGUGGGGAAGAUAUUGACAGCCCUUCUAUGUAAAACUGGAUUUCAUUCGUUGCCAUAUUGGUAAGAGGAGUUUCUCAGACUAUCUGUGGGAUUUGAGGAUGGCUUUAUCAAAUUGAGAUUCAGAGUGGAAUUCGAUGUGGCAAUUGAAUUGGAACUGCAGCCACAUGUCGAGUACUCCCUCCCUGCUGUUUAGGCAUAUUUACUUGUCUUGGGAUGUCCUAAGAUGUUUUUUUUCCUACCACUAGGAGCCAGUGAUACAGAGACGUUGGGGAGGUGGCAUGAUGUGGUGGCCUGACGGACGGGAGGGAUGCUCCUGUUCUUUGGGUGCUGGAAUGUUAUCUAAUACAUGACGUCCUGGUUUAUCUUAAUCUCUUCUUGCAGGGGAGCUGUGGUGAUAGUCGGCAACAUUGUUGUGGAUGCACUCUUUGUCAAGGCUGGCAUGGAAAGCAGUGUUGAAGCCGAAACAACUCUGGACUUUGUCUCUACAGUGCAGUUUUCACAAUAUCCGUUUUUAGUUUGCUUGCAGAUGGACAAAAUUGAAAGUCCUUCCAGGUAGGAAGCAGGGGGAGCUAUUUGUCUUAGUGUUAACAGUGUACAGUGGUACCUCGGUUUAAGAACUUAAUCCGUUCCUGAAGUUCGUUCUUAAACCAAAUCCGUUCUUAAACCGAGGCAAGCUUUCCCUAAUGAGGCCUCCCGCCGCUGGUGCCCUUCCACCGUUUAGCUUCAGUUUGUAGACCGAUGUAAAUUCCGCAAACUGGAACACUACUUCUGGUUUUGUGGAGUUUGUAAACUGAAUAGUUCAUAAACAGGACUCUUCAUAAACCGAGGUACCACUGUACUCUAACUAGACUUAGGGAGGGUUGGCUUAGGAAGGGUGUCAGGAAGUGGAUUCAGAGGCUGGUGGGUCUGGAGGCUUCUACCAACCCUGGUGAAAUCCUGAAAAUUGGCUUCUAAAUAUCUUUAGAAUAUGCUGGGUGGGAAGAGAUUUUGCCACAAAAAUGUGCAGUUGGGCUUAUCAUUAAGAACUACUACUCAUAGGAUAGAUACUUUAUGCCAACCGAGUUACAAUAUAUAAUGCAAUAUUAUUAUUAUUAUUUUGCAGGAGAUACUUAAUUAAAUAUGAAAGUCUACCAUCAGGAGAAUCUUAUACCUCCCGGAAAGGAAAAGUGAGGCUGCUGGCUGGUUCCGAAUAUCCCCUUCACCAAGAGAACUCCAACAUGUGCAAGAAAGUUUUCAGUGAUCAGCCCGACUCCUCGGAAAGCUGGUUUUGAAACAGGCGCCUGAUCUUUCAUUUGACCCCAACCGUGGCUGAUGUUGGCUUUUACACGUACUGCCGUGCUGGCUUAGGGCCUGAAUCUGUGAUACUUGAGCCCAUGAAAACUUUACUGUCAACUUCAAGAGGCCCAGAAUCUUGAGUGCGUGUUCACUGUGUUUACAUAUUUACAUAUAUUUAAAGAAACCCUUUUUUAUGUGACAAGUUAAGGAAAUCAUACAAAUUGAUGCAAUUCUAGGCAUUCAUUGAGGGUCCAGUUAGAUGCGUUGUGUGUUCAUGUGCAGAUCUUCCUGAGUCCCUUUGUUUGGUUUUAAAAACACCUGGGGGCAGGCACUUUGGAUUGGGGCCACAGUGAAGGAACAGAGAGAGCUUAACCCAUUUCUCGCACCUCAUUUCUGCAACUUAAAUCACUGCUCCUCAGCCAUGAAGCUCCUUUUACCCAUGGGAAGGGAUUGGAAGGGGGGCACUUGUCCUUGUCUUUUCUUGCUUCAUAGCAGCAUUAGAGAUGUAACAGCAGCAAUUUAAGUAAAGGACAUGAUUCAGGGGGAAAGGGGGGGAUUUUCCUUUCUUAAAUAUCACAACCCCAUUCCCAGUCUUCCCCACCACCCACCUCCAGCUACUUUUAACCGAAGAAAAAGACCACAGGAGUUCCAAUUAUCUGAUUUUUCCCUGGGGGCCAGUAUCACUCUGGCGUUGACAUUAAAAACACUGCAAACACACACUGUUUCUUAAAGCAAGAAACAGAAAGGUCUGUGGUUCUCCCAGGCGUUUUUAAAAUCUGCACAGUAAAAAUAAUGAUUAUUUAUUAUUUCAGUUGUAAUCCUGCCUUUAGUGGAACCCAUUUUUUAAAGUGCAGUAGUGUUCCAUGCUAAGGUAGCACAAAUAAACAUUAAUGCAACCCAAACUGAAACCUUGCACCAGUUCCCGGACAAUUCCUGCUCAUUUUAAUGGGACAUGAGCAGAAGAUUUAGCUGGAUGCUGUUGUGUGGUUUAACUGAAAAACAAAAAAUAUUGGAGUUAGGAUAAUGGAUGGAAAUAUGCUAAUGCAUGCUGUACAAAAGAGAUAGAAUUGUGUGUUCAUAAAUAUUUUCCAUGUAUUAUACUAACCCCAGGCUUUUUUAAUGUACUGUUUGCAAGAUGAAGAACAAUGCUGUGCAUAUGUACUUACUUGAAAGUAAAUCCUACUGUGUUCAUUAGGACUUAGUCCCUAGUUAUGUGGUUAAGGAUGGAGGAAGACAUUUGAAUCAGGUCACAGAUUUGCACUUCCUGAAACAAUGUGAACCAAAACACAGCCAUCCUCUGAAAUUCACACUUCUCUGAAUGUCGCAAUGCAGUUCUCCAACCAGAUAAUGUAAAUGCAUAUAAAGCUUAUAUUAGUGUCAUAGAAAAAUUGCAGUAUAAUGGAGAAAAUUGUUUGCGACAAAACUGUUUUGUAGGCAAAACUGGAUAUAAAACGUGCAAGGAGAAAUGCACACUAAACUACUGGCCUAUUUGAUGUGGAAAUAUAGGGAACUGGAUUUAAGACUGGGGGGAAAUGAGAUUCUGAGAAAAUCCUGAAAUUGACAGAUUUGCCCAUCGUUAUUUAGGAUUGCACCCUUAGGCUAGUACUCCUUUUCGUUUUGUGGUUUGUUUAAUCAGCACUGUGUUUGAAAGGACUUGGGUUGUUAACCUAUGUGUUCGUAAAUGCUUGCUUAUCUUUUUUUUAAAAAAAUUGUGUGCAGUUGGAGACAGUUCUGAUUUGGGAGAGGGUAAAAUCCCAAGUCGUAAAUUUGCUCUUCUGAAAGCCAGUAGGUGGCUUUCAGUAGAAAUAAACAUGGUUCACACUGGUGCUUUUAAAUGAUCUCAUCCUGAAAUGUGGUGGAAGUAGGAAUGUGUUCACACAGACAUCACUCAAUUGGGCCAGGAGAGGACAGGACAACAUCAGGACUCGAAAGAGCCUCCUCUCUGUCUCACCUUCUAAUUACCCUUUUUACAACCUCAUGGUUUUGACAUAGUGUGAUUUUUGGGUAGUCAUGGGCCCCAUUAAUGGUAGACUUGCAUUCUGGGCAAUGAGCAAUAUGGCAUGUAAAUAGAUUUAAAUAAUUCAGUAUUUGCAGCUGAGAAGUUGCUGGGGUUUACCUCCCCCUUCUGUAGUUAAAGUAUCUACUGUGCAUAGAAUCACUCACAAAGCUACCACACUGAAUUUAGUUUUGUGAUGGGUAGAAACCAUUAGGGAGAGACUGGAUUUAUUGGGAGCAUCUGCAGAGGAUUACAAGGAUGACCAAACACCAUUGACCAAUCUAUUUCCUCUAAUCCUGAACCAUAUACACACACAUAUGCACAGACUGAGUGUAGUUUUUCUGCCACACUCUUGACAUCAUCUCAAAAAUGUUUUACCACCCUAGAUGCAGAUAAGUGAUCAUUAUUAUGAUUAUGGUGCUAUUUUAGGCUGCAUCAAUAAAAGUAUAGUAUCCCGAUCAAGGGACGUAAUAGUACCACCCCAUUCUGCCUUGGUCAGACCACACCUGGAGUAUUGGGUCCAGUUCUCGAGACCACAGUUUCAGAAGAAUAUUGACAAGCUGGGCGGCAACCAAGAUGAUCAAGGGCCUGGAAACCAAGCCUUAUGAGGAACUGUUGAGGGAGCUGGGUAUGUUUAGCCUGGAAAAGAGGAGACUGAGAGGAGCUAUGAUAGCCAUCUUCAAGUAUCUAAUGGACUGUCACAUGGAAGAUGAAGCAAGCUUCUUUUCCCCUGCUCUGGAAGAUAGGGCCUAAACCCAGGGAUUCAAGUUAAAAGAAACUCACCAUCAGAAGGUUCUUCCUGAUGUUAAGAGCUGUUUGGAAUGGUAUCUCUUGGGAGGUGGUGGGCUCUCCUCCAUUGGAAGUUUUUAAGCAGAGGUUGGAUAGCCAUCGGUCAGGGAUGCUUUAGUUGAGAUUCCUGCCUUGUUGGUGUCCCUUCCAACUAUGAUUCUGAGGUUGUUCUGCCAGGGCCCAAAUGGUUGGCAAUGGGGCUGCUGCCAAGCUAUUCCUUACAACACCAUUCCUAGGUGUGAAGGUCAAAGUACUCCUGUUAAGUUGUAGUGAUGGGGAUGAGAAGUGGUUUAAUUUUGUUUGGAGGGCUGGGGUUGGUACUACUUAAGCAGUUUUAUUGUGCUGAUAAUUUUGUUUAUUGGUUGUCUGGCUGUGCAAAACUGUCCUGGCAAUUGCAGACCCACUAAGGUAUCUGGUCAGCUGUUCCCACACAGAAUAUUCCAUUUUACUCUUCAGGGUUAGUCUAGCAUUGCCAUAAUUAUCAGUAAAGUGUCAGAUUUUUGGGGAAAGAUCUUUAAACACACCACAUAUAGCUUUGUACCUUAUAAUCUAGAAGAAGCUAAUUGCCUUUCCUCAUAAAUUGGUAAAAAAUAUUUAACACAGCAGCUGAAGCUAACAGAAGCAAUCCCAUACCUUUGAUGCAACUGAUUUUCUUCACGGCAGUAGGAUUUGCAGCUAAUGGUCAUAACUUGGGGGGAAAACAAGGUGCUCUCCUGUAAAGGCAUUGCAGGAUCACGACCUCUUCAUUAGGAAAAAUGAAUGGAAUUUGUUCCUGGCUAUUCCUCAAAUGCUCCACAUGCUUAAUUCUUCAGAGAUGAGUGGCUGGAGUUGUCCCCCCUCCCCCACUGAUAACUGUGUUAGAAAAAAGAAAUACAUACUCCAACAACAACAAAAUCCAAAUCCCCAAUUUGGUAAUCCUGAGAUGACAUCACUUAUUUAUAUUUUCUUGUCAGAUAAAAUAUUUACUUCAUAUGUUGGUCACAAGAUGCUGAGAGAAAUGAAAGAGCCACUAUUGGACUUUGACAUGGGUUCAGUUCUCCACUCCGCCACAAAGCUUACUGGGUGACCUUGGGCCAAUCACCAACCUACCUCACAGGGCUGUUGUGAGGAUGAAAAAUGGGUGCAUAUGCUGCCUUGAGCUUCUUGGAGGAAGAAUAAAUAAAAAUGUUUAACAUUUUUCAUCACUAA
Podarcis lilfordi (Lilford's wall lizard) is the source of this 40025-nucleotide messenger RNA. The record is from the annotation of a GenBank genome assembly. Lineage: Eukaryota; Metazoa; Chordata; Lepidosauria; Squamata; Lacertidae.